Molecule: messenger RNA, 1023 nt
Organism: Juglans regia (Persian walnut)
Lineage: Eukaryota; Viridiplantae; Streptophyta; Magnoliopsida; Fagales; Juglandaceae
Exons: 2
Coding region: 1-1023 (340 amino acids)
Source: RefSeq, a predicted model, not a curated record
AUGGAGGGCCAAGCUCUAGUUUGGUUCCAAGAUCUUGAAGAGUCAGGAGUUCUAAAGGAGUGGGAGGAUUUUACCAAGGCCUUGUUGGUACGGUUUGGGCCAUCUUCGUAUGAUGACCCCAUGGAGGCCUUAAUUAGGCUAAAGCAAACUGGAUCUAUCGAAGAAUACAAAUCAAACUUGGAGUCACUGUCUAAUAGGCUUAGAGGGUUGUCGGAGGGAGUAUGGGCCAUCUCCUUUCCAUUUCAGCAGAUGUCGGUGGAUCAUGUGGAUUUUCCUAGUUGCGUCCGAGAGGUUUGGAAUCAAACUGAGGCUGGUAGUGGUCUCCUAAAACUUGCGGCUAAAUUGAAAAAACUGAAAGUAGUUCUGAAAGGGUGGAAUAAAAAAGUUUUUGGAUGGACGACUGGGCAUAUUAAGGAGUUGGAGGGUCGGAUAGAGCGAUUGGAGAGUCACUUGCAGCUGAACUAUGAUGAAGAGGUGGAACUUGAUCUGCUGGCUUCAAAAAUGGAGUUGGAUACCUGGAUUUGUCGUGAAGAAGUGCGGUUAGCUCAGUGUGCUAAAGUCAGGUGGUCGAGUCAUGGAGAUCAAAACUCGCGUUACUUUCAUGUUAUCCUUAAUAAAUGGAGGCAAUCGAAGAUCAUGGAGAUGAGACUUUCCAAUGGCUUAUUGUUAAAGUCCCCUCAUGAACUUCAUGAUGGGGCUGUGCAUUAUUUUCGGGAGUUCUUGGGGCAGUCUACUAGUGUAGUGCUUCCGGAUUUGGGUGAUUACGUGUCUAAUGUGAUUUCGGAAGAUGAGAAUUUGAGAUUAGGUUCGGUGCCCACAGAAGAGGAGGUGAAACAAGCAGUUUUCAGUAUUCCCAUAGAGAGUAGUCCGGGGCCGGAUGGCUUUGGGUUGGGUUUUUACCUUGCUUGUUGGGAUAUUGUCAAGUCGGAAAUGGUGGAGGCGGUAACGGAUUUUUUUAGAGGGGUUCCUCUUCCCAGAUUUUAUACUGCUUCUUUUGUAGUUCUUAUUCCUAAAAUAGCUUAG